UCACGACUUCACCUACGCAGAUGGAAAAAUACGAAAUUGGAAGAAAAAAUUUGCUGAUUUGCUUGGAUUGACAGAACUGUUCCCUAGGUUUUGAAUUUUUUUAAAUUGAUUUUUGUGAAUAUAUCUGAUAAAUCUUAGAGAUUUAAGCUUCUGGUAGUUAGAUUUCACAGUAAAGUUUGAGUCUUGUAAUGUUGAUUGAGCUCGUUUCUUGCUAUCGUUCUCUCAUUGGAAACCAUAAAAAUUGAAACUUUGUGUAAUUCCUAAGCUAAUAAUACGUAAGUGGAAUGUGGAUUUUAUUUAGUCUCUAGUUUCUUCAAGAAUUAACUCUUUGAUAGGUUAAGUAAGGUUUGGUACUUGUGAGAAUUUUGAUUUUUCAUGUCCUGUUUUGAUUGAUUAGAUGGUGCAUUACUGUGUGUGAUCAAGAUUGCUUAAAAGAAAUGGGUUUAGCGGGUUGUGUUGGUAGUUCUCCUCUUGUAUCUAUGGAACUGAGGUGGGCAAGAAGAAGAAACUCUGAUGAUGCUGCAUCGGCAUUGCCUCGAUCCAUACCUGUUUAUCUCUCUACGUUGAAGAAAGACAUAAAUAUAGAGGAAUUGAGGAAUCUGUAUUCACUUUGUAACCACUCUUGCAACCGUUUGUCCGAGAAUGGCAGCAGCAACGUCGAGAAGAUUGUUGACAUGAAAAAGCUGCGUACAGCUAUCUCCCGUAGUGAUGUUGUUGUCUCUGUGUUUUGCAAACCUCGUCACGCGGAUCUUCAUGAUGCGGUUUUGUACUCUGAGGAAGGAAGUUUGUCUUCUUCUUUGUAUCCUUCAGAGUUUAGGAGACAGAAUAAGGAUGAGAGUUCCCUGGGAGACUUGUUGCAGAAUGCGAUACCUCUCACUCCUUCUACUGGACAGCUUGUUGGAUUCGGUCGUGCUUAUUCUGAUCAUGGCUUGACUGCUUCUAUCCAUGAUCUAAUGGUUUUACCUUCACUUCAACGGAUGGGAAUUGGUAGACUGAUAGUUAACAGAAUUGUCAGGCAUCUCACAAGCAGAGACAUCUACGACAUAGCAGCUCUCUGCUUCGAGGAUGAAAGGUACCUACCAUCAUUACCUCUGAGACAACUAAUCCUCAUCCUUAGCAACUUGCCAUUCUUCAAAGCCUGUGGGUUUGGAGAUGACAGGAUGGGCUCCACGACGAUGAUGUUCACGAAGAGCUUGGAGAUGUAAACCUCAAGCGAGAAGCGAGAAGGCCAUUGGAUUUUCAGAAACUGCAGGUCAAAGCAAGUUGAAUGAUCUCUAAAACCUUGUUUGAAACUCUCUGAUGAUGAUCAAAGGAAAAGGUCAAAGAUUCAUUGUCUUUCUUGCAUUUGGAUUUGAUAUCUAGUGGUUACUCUCUCUCUCUUGUUCACCUUAAGUAGUUAAGUUGCAAUGAAGAAUAGGUAACUUUCGUCUGUUUUGGUA
This is a messenger RNA of Camelina sativa (false flax), 1439 nucleotides long. Its product is annotated as GCN5-related N-acetyltransferase 3, chloroplastic. Gene Ontology annotation, molecular function: N-acetyltransferase activity. NCBI's taxonomy places the organism in Eukaryota, Viridiplantae, Streptophyta, Magnoliopsida, Brassicales, Brassicaceae. The record is from RefSeq and is a predicted model, not a curated record.